UACAGGUUGAAGAGGUACAGGGUUUGGUCACAAGCAGCCCGAAGUUUAAAGGGCAGAGAGAGCAGGCAGGCGCAACGCGAAGUGUGCCAAAAAAGACAGGUGGAGGAGGCUGGGGGACGCGGAGCAGUGGCGAAUUUAGCGACCGACGGAGGUGCAAAGCUGGAAACGUCCGCUCCUUCUGCCCCUUCCUUUCUUUCCCUCCCCACCUGGGUUGGUGACUCAGCCACCCCAGGUUGAAAGAACUGCGAUGUAGGCUGUGAAUUUGGAAACUCAAAGAGUUAACAGAUCAAAAACUAACACAGGGGAGGAGAGAAAGACCACACCCCAAGGGAGUGCGGAGCCAAGUCACAGGAGGAAAAUCCUAUUGGCAUCGAGGAGGCACGGAACCCGCCCCUGGGCGCGGCCUGCAGGGGGCAGGCGAUCGCCCAGGAAAGCGGGGGCAGAAGGAGGCCCAAGCAGGUGCACUCGGCAGCCACCCGCAGUUGCAGGGACCCCUCCUGGCACCUCCGCCCGGUGCGCCCUCCUCGGCUCGCGAACCCCGCGCUGCGCUCUGCCGCUGACAUGUGCGCCGCCCCGAUGCCGCCCCUGGCGCACAUCUUCCGAGGGACAUUCAUCCACUCCACCUGGACUAACCCCAUGGAGGUGCUACGGGACCACCUCCUCGGCGUGAGCGACAGCGGCAAAAUAGUGUUUUUAGAAGAAGCAUCUCAACAGGAAAAGCUGGCCAAAGAAUGGUGCUUCCGGCCGUGCGAAGUAAGAGAACUGAGCAACCAUGAGUUUUUCAUGCCUGGGCUGGUUGAUACGCACAUCCAUGCCGCUCAGUAUUCUUUUGCUGGGAGUAAUGUAGACCUGCCACUUUUGGACUGGCUGACCAAGUACACGUUUCCUGUAGAACACAAAUUCCAGAACCUCGAUUUUGCUGAAGAAAUAUAUACCAGAGUUGUCAGGAGAACACUAAAGAAUGGAACAACCACGGCUUGUUACUUUGGAACAAUUCACACUGACUCAUCCCUGCUCCUUGCAGAAAUUACAGAUAAAUUCGGGCAGCGGGCAUUUGUGGGCAAAGUCUGCAUGGAUUUGAAUGUUACUGUUCCCGAAUACAAGGAGACCACUGAGGUGUCAAUCGAGGAGACAGAGAGAUUUGUGUCGAGAAUGCUCCAAAAGAACUAUUCUAGAGUGAAGCCCAUAGUGACACCACGUUUUUCCCUUUCCUGCUCUGAGACUUUGUUGGGUAAACUGGGAAACCUCGCGAAGACCCAUAAUUUGCACAUUCAGAGCCACAUAAGUGAGAACUCCAGUGAAGUAGCAGCUGUGAAGAACUUAUUUCCUGAUUAUAAAAACUACACAGAUGUGUAUGAUAGGAACAAUCUUCUGACAAAUAAGACAGUGAUGGCGCACGGCUGCUACCUUUCCGCCGAGGAACUCAAGGUGUUCAGGGAGCGGGGAGCGGCGCUCUCACACUGCCCCAAUUCUAACUUAUCGCUCAGCAGCGGCUUUCUCAAUGUCCUUGAAGUCAUGAAACACAAAGUGAAAAUAGGGCUCGGUACAGAUGUGGCCGGUGGUUAUUCAUCUUCCAUGCUUGAUGCAAUCAGAAGAGCAGUGAUGGUUUCCAAUAUACUUUUAAUUAAUAAGAUAAAUGAGAAAAGCCUCAGCCUCAAAGAGGCCUUCAGACUAGCUACUCUUGGAGGCAGUCAAGCCCUGGGGCUGGAAAAAGAGAUUGGAAACUUUGAAGUGGGCAAGGAAUUUGAUGCCCUCCUGAUCAACCCCAAAGCGUCUGACUCUCCCAUUGACUUGUUUUCUGGGGAUUUUUUUGGUGAUCCGUCGGAAGCUGUUAUCCAGAAGUUCCUCUAUGUAGGAGAUGACCGAAAUAUUGAAGAGGUUUACGUGGGCGGAAAGCAGGUGGUACCCUUUUCAAGCUCAGUGUAAGACCCUUGGCCUCUACCAGCUCUGGGAUCACGUGGUUCUGCGUCUCCCUUGUGCCCGGGCGGAGUUAGAAAGUCAAAAAAUAGUAUCUUGUU
Messenger RNA from Panthera uncia (snow leopard), 2018 nucleotides. RefSeq names its product guanine deaminase (gene GDA). The record is from RefSeq and is a predicted model, not a curated record. Bases 562 to 1926 code for a protein of 454 amino acids. The transcript is spliced from 14 exons. Gene Ontology annotation, cellular component: cytosol. Gene Ontology annotation, molecular function: zinc ion binding; guanine deaminase activity. Lineage: Eukaryota; Metazoa; Chordata; Mammalia; Carnivora; Felidae. Gene Ontology annotation, biological process: guanine catabolic process.